CCAAAUAACUUUCACCCAAAACUUUUUUUCUCAUCAUGGAGUUCAUAUUCGUUAUUUUGAAUUCAUAUUCCAAAGGUAUUUCUUCGUUAUCUACCCUGACUUCCCUGACUGAUCCGGAACGCUUACCAGAAUUACCGCCUGGAGAAGAACAACGCUUACAACGUGCAGCCCUUCACCUACAACAAAAACUAAUUCUACGACAAUGGCUAACGGAGAAUCGACUCGGUCAACAUUAUACAAGAUUGUUAAACUUAGAGGUAUCAUCUCUCGAAGACGUUUAUUGGCUAGAAGAUUCCGAAGCUAGUAAAGUACUCGGAAAAGAUGCUGAUUUAUGGUCAAAAGUUCGUCAAAAGCUACCAACAUCAAAGCAACAACUGGAAACUAUGAAAUCUGAUUUAUGGUCAACGAUUGUAAAAUCGAGCUCUCAUCAAGACGCUUGGACGUUUGGAGAUGUACUUGUUGUGUCGAUGUCAUUUGCCGGACUCAUUACGUUGGCAGCUGUUACACAGCCAGAUUUGGCUCCCGAAGCUCGGUCAUCCCUAUUACAAUACGUUACUGGUAAAUAUUUAAUGCCAUCGAAUUGCAAAGUGAUUUGGGAUUGGAUUGAUCCGCACGUUGUUGGAGGCACAGUAAGUUUUACCGUGAGAUUUUUUCAACGCAAUGGAAAACCUUAUCCGAUCUGUGACACCGAUCAAUUUUUUGUUGAAGUUACCGAAGGAACUCGGAAGGUGGUUGUUCUUAGUGAACUUGGUUCGGAGUCAAAUCCAAAUAAUGCAAAUGUCGCUAAAAGUAAAUGAAAAUAUAUAUUCUUU
Molecule: messenger RNA, 812 nt
Organism: Contarinia nasturtii (swede midge)
Lineage: Eukaryota; Metazoa; Arthropoda; Insecta; Diptera; Cecidomyiidae
Exons: 4
Coding region: 36-797 (253 amino acids)
Source: RefSeq, a predicted model, not a curated record